AUGGCGAAGAAAGGAAAAACACCACCAAAAACCGAACCUGCGGUGAAGGAUUCGAAAAAGGUUAAGAAGACAUCUCCACCGGAGCCGGAGCCAGCGAAGCCUAAGACCGGUAGAGACGUGGUGGCCUCAGGCCAGACGUGGACUGGAAAACUUCCGGGUUCGCUUCUUCAUGAGCAUUGUCAAAAACAAAGAUGGGAAAAAGUGACUUAUGAUAUGCGUCAUGACAAAAGUGGAUAUCUCGGGAUUGUGAACCUUGCUUGGAAGAACCCGAAAACCCAAGAAGUAAUCACAGUCCAGAUGGUUCCGCCGCGCCAAAUGGUCAAACCACAAGAGACAAGCUUGGAAGCAAGGCAUUUUGCAGCUACGUACGCUCUUCACAGAAUUGCCUUUGAAAAGAACCUCUCGAUGGUCUUACCCACCAACCAUAAACAUUUGUGGUCUGAUCUCGAAAAGGAACGCAAGAAGCUGUUGAGAGAUAGCCCAGACAGGGCCAGGCUGAUGUAUACGCCCGAUCCGUUUGGAGCUAUUCUGGAGCAACGCAAGGAAGAGGAAAGGAAACGCAAGGAAGAAGCCGCCUCAUUGGCCAAUGCAGAGAAGGCUCGAAAGCCAACUAUCUCCAUCGUCAAAGCUACAUUGGAUGUGAAACAAACAUCGGUUAAGAGGAAUAACAAGUUCAUCAAUGACAAGAUUUCGUUUCCGAGAAAGGCUUGGGCUUCUGCUCCGUUUAUUGAUCUGAAGCCCCAGACGAGGGAGCUAAUUGAAUUUUCCAUCAAACACCACAUCAAUUGGACACAGGAUGUUUCCUCGAAGAGGGACACGUCGUAUACAGAAUUUCUACUUCAGCUUGGGUUCCGUAAGCCGCAUGUCGAGGAAAGUAUCAAGUAUACCCACACGUUUGUUGAUUCGUUGGAGUGGUUGAUUUUCCAUAUUCCAGAUGACGAUCUUCCCGGGGUGUUUGCAAAAGGCGAUAAAGACUCUGCCGUCGCGGUUACUCUUUCCAAAGAUAUAAAAAGAAGCAAUAUGGCAAGACGACUUGCUGACGGAGGUUUCAGCAAGUCCGAAGUUGAAUUUGCAUUGGAUAGAUUUGAAGACGAUGAAGCCAAGGCCGCAGUAUAUUUGUCCAAGUCUCUAUUGAGUCUUGAUGAAAUGAGUUUGGGAGAAAUAGAUGCGGAAGAGUCUGCUCAGUUGUUCAAAGACGAGAUAGAAGGACUCCAUGUAAUCUAUGAGCAGAAGUUCAAUGUUUUGAGCGAUUCUAUCGUGGAAAUCAACAUAGAGCCUCAGGGUUUGGCCCCAAACCUGUUGGCUCUGAAAGUCUUCAAGUCAACUGACUAUCCGCUUUCGCUUCCAGGAAUGGCAUUGGUGGUCAAGAACCAGUCAUACAGCCUGGCUAGUUACAUCAAGCUCUCGGCUAUCAAGCAUCUUCAGGCAUAUGCCCUAGAAAACCGGCUAGUUGGUGAUUGCAUGAUCUGGCCGUUGGUUGAGUGGAUAGAGGAAAAUCUUCAUGGACUAAUUGAAAAUCCAGGUCCCCUUUUCAAUCCCCGUUUGAACCCCAAGAGUGAACCGGGCUCCUCUCAAGACGAAAAAACAUCCAAUGCCAGCAGCAAGAAAAGAUCCAGAUCUCGCAGGUUGAACGAACCUGAAAUCAAGAAGAGGUAUUUGGAAAGACAGUGCUCAGAAAAACUGAAAGUAUCUCUCAAAGGAAGGGCGUCGUUGCCUGCUUGGAGCAAGCAAGAAGAUCUGGUAUCCAUGAUCACCACCAACAGGGUAUCCUUGGUUACUGGUGAGACCGGCUCUGGUAAAUCCACCCAGAUCGUCCAAUUUCUGCUUGAUCAUCUCAGUUCAGAAGGAGACUUCAAGUCCAAAAUCGUCUGCACACAGCCCAGACGUAUAUCAGCCCUGGGUCUGGCCGACCGUGUUUCUGAGGAAAGGUGCGAGGAAUGUGGCCAAGAAACAGGCUAUAUCAUCAGAGGUGAGAAUAAGACUGGUCCCACAACUCGUCUGACAUUCGUCACCACUGGUGUUCUGUUGAGAAUGGUCCAGGGUGUUGUUGACGAGGAUACAGAUGCCAGCGUAUUUUCGGACCUCUCGUAUAUCUUCAUAGACGAGGUCCACGAGCGCUCUGUGGAUAGUGACCUGUUGUUGAUCAUUCUCAAGACGAUGCUUCCUAAGUACCCCAAACUCAAAGUGGUGUUGAUGUCUGCCACUAUUGAAUCGUCCACCUUUGAUAACUACUUCGGUGGAAAAGUGCCACAUUCACAUAUCAAGGGCCGCACAUUCCCAAUCGAGGACAUGUAUCUGGAGGACAUCAUUCCUCAAAUCGGGUUCACCAUCAAGUCGUUCAAAGACGACGGUGAGAUCAUUACCCCGGGCCCAGAAUCCAAGUUUUUCCAGCUGGGAAAUAUCAACUACGAUCUGAUCGGGCAAUUGGUGGGUUUUGUGGAUCAACAACUGAAAACCAAGGGUAAUAAUGGCUCGAUUCUUAUCUUCCUUCCUGGUGUCAUGGAGAUCACCAGAUGCAUUCGCACGAUCGAGCAGUCAUUCACCGGGAACUGCAAAGUGCUUCCUCUUCAUUCGGCACUUAGUUCCAAAGACCAGAAACGAAUUUUUGUAACUCCUCCAAAAGGUGUCAGGAAGAUUGUGGUUUCCACCAACGUUGCCGAGACCUCCAUCACGAUCCCGGAUGUCGUAGUCGUGAUUGACAGCGGAAGAGCCAAGUCUAUGAUGUACGACCCCAAGAUGAACUCUACAAAGCUCCUGGAGAGUUGGUGUUCUAGAGCUGAGGUCAACCAGAGAAGAGGAAGAGCCGGCCGUGUGACCAGUGGUAUGUGCUAUAGGUUGUUCACUAAGAAGACCAUGAGCGAGCAGAUGCUUGCCCAGCCCAUUCCGGAGAUCAAAAGGACGAGACUGGAGAACGUUUAUCUUGUUGUGAAGGCCAUUGGAAUAAAAAAUGUUUCGAGAUUCCUGGCUGAAGGUUUAGACCCACCAGCUGAGACUACAGUUGCUAAAGCAGCCGAGUAUCUCUCCGAGAUUGGUGCUCUUCACAACUCUGAAUUGACAAAUCUCGGAAGAUAUUUGUCCAUUCUUCCCACAGACCUGAAAUCGGGGAAACUGUUGAUUUUUGGCACUUUAUUUGGUGCUCUGGAGACCUGUCUCACCAUAGCUGCCAUUUCUGUAAGUGGAAACCCGUUCAUCACCAGAGUUGAUACCCGGGACGAAGUCAAAAACGUCCAGACCCGCUUCAGUAUGGGAAAGGGAGAUCUCAUGGCUGUUGUGAAUGCCCUUGAUGAAUACGCAAAGUUGGGUGACGCCUCAUAUAGGAAAAAGUCACAAUGGCUGGAUGAAAACUUUCUUUCCCAGAUCAAGAUCCGUGAGCUUCUUUCAACGAAAUCACAGUAUCUUUCCACUCUUAAAGAUCUGGGGUUUGUUCCUUUGGACUAUGGUUCAGGCUCAAAGAGUUUCAAGUAUCUGAACCGUGCAAAUUCCAACUACAGGAUCAUCAAGGCCAUCAUCACUUCAGCAGCUUAUCCCGACAUUGCAAGGGUCCAGCUUCCAGAUCCCAAGUUCACCACCAGUGCCUCUGGUGCCGUGGCGACUGAUCCAGACGCCAAACAAAUCAAAUUAUGGAUCAGAAAUGAGGAAUAUAUGGACUAUCUGCGGAAGGAAGGCACAGCGAUCUCCAAGGAGAAAGACGAAAAGCCGUAUCCCAGCAACAGGGCAUUCAUCCACCCCUCGUCUUCUCUUUUCACCAAGAACGAGAAGGACAUUCAGGAAAUUCGCAUUGACGAGUCUGGUAAUUACGACUUAAAGCCCAAAGUUGGGUCAAAAUUGGCACCAACAGCAAAGAUCUCGUUUCUUUCGUUUGGAUCUGCUUCCGAAACCAGCAAGCUGUAUCUUCGUGACAUCACGCCCUCUUCCAUUCUGUCGGUACUACUCUUUGGUGGUGAAAUUUCCUAUGAUCUCAGGCAGGCCAUUUCUGGAAACGCAUCUCCAGGUAUCGUUCUUGAUGGCUGGCUGCCGGUUCGAACCUGGUGCAAAAAUGCAGUUCUCAUCAAGCAUUUGAGAUCUCUCUUAGAUGAAGUCAUUAGGCAGAAGCUUUCGAAUCCUCAUUAUCAAGAUGGCAAGGACAGCAGUGUUGGAGAUGAUGUUUUGGAAGCAGUUGAACAAAUUCUGAAUGUUGAAGUUGAUUAG
Kuraishia capsulata CBS 1993 is the source of this 4188-nucleotide messenger RNA. RefSeq lists its product as uncharacterized. Bases 1 to 4188 code for a protein of 1395 amino acids. The record is from RefSeq and is a predicted model, not a curated record. Gene Ontology annotation, molecular function: protein binding; RNA binding; ATP binding. Gene Ontology annotation, cellular component: intracellular anatomical structure. NCBI's taxonomy places the organism in Eukaryota, Fungi, Ascomycota, Pichiomycetes, Pichiales, Pichiaceae. The transcript has a single exon.